Messenger RNA from Cynoglossus semilaevis (tongue sole), 1271 nucleotides. Its product is annotated as olfactory receptor 1019-like. Gene Ontology annotation, molecular function: odorant binding; olfactory receptor activity; G protein-coupled receptor activity. The record is from RefSeq and is a predicted model, not a curated record. The transcript has a single exon. Gene Ontology annotation, cellular component: membrane. Lineage: Eukaryota; Metazoa; Chordata; Actinopteri; Pleuronectiformes; Cynoglossidae. The coding region runs from base 164 to 1093 and encodes 309 amino acids. Gene Ontology annotation, biological process: G protein-coupled receptor signaling pathway; detection of chemical stimulus involved in sensory perception of smell.
CCCAAGUGUUAAAGACAAGGGAGGUUACCUCUGUCUGAACCCUGAUUGGCUGGUUCGAUUCCCCCCCUCCCGUGUUGCUGACAUUAUAGAGAUAUUAGGAAAAGUAGGACGAGAUAGCAGGAACUCACAGGUUCACGUCAGGUUGUCCUGUCAGCCUUUCAACAUGGAUAAUGGUACUGUAAUAACAAUGUUCUUCCUCUCAGGUUUAAAUGAAACCAGGAACCAGAGAUAUGUUUUAUUUGCUCUCAGUUUAUUGUAUUAUUGUGCAAUUUUGUUGGUGAACAUUGCACUUGUGGUUACUGUCAUCUUGGACAAAAACUUCCACGAACCAAUGUACAUUUUCCUGUGUGUCCUUUGCAUCAAUGGCCUUUUUGGAACCACUGGGUUUUUUCCUAAGUUCCUGUGGGAUCUGCUCUCUCCUCUUCAUGUCAUCUCUUACUCCGGCUGCCUGGUCCAGGCUCUGGUCAUGUACUCCUACGUCUGCAGUGACCUCUCCGUUCUCGCAGUGAUGGCGUAUGACAGAUAUGUGGCCAUAUGUCGACCGCUGCAGUACCACGCUGUCAUGUCCAAGCCAAAGGUUAUUAAAUUAGUUGUUUAUUCUUGGGUCACACCAGUCGUCGUGAUCGGUACAAACAUUUCUCUGACAUCCAGACUGAAGCUGUGCAGCCCAUUCAUUCCCAGACUGUAUUGUGUGAACUGGAUUAUUGUGACACUGGCUUGUUUUAUGACUGACACGAUUGUUAACAACGUAGUGGCGUACACAACGAUCCUCAUCUACGUGUUUCACGGUGUCUUGAUAGUAUGGUCUUACAUGUACGUCAUUUUGAAAUGUGUACAUUCUAUGGACAACAGAGCAAAGUUCAUGCAGACAUGUGUGCCUCAUGUCCUCUCCUUAUUUACCUUUCUCUUUACUAUACUCUUUGAUAUAAUGACCAUACGAUUUGGUUCAAAGAACUUUCCUCAGAUGUUCAAAAAUUUUGUGGCAAUAGAGUUUCUUGUCAUACCCCCUUUGAUGAAUCCCCUUAUUUACGGCUUCAAGUUGACCAAAAUUCGAAAGCGAUUUUUGGGUUAUUUUAAACUUUGUACAAUGUAAUGAGAAAUGUUAUAGAUUAAACGUUUUAUUAAAAAUAAACACCCAAUUAUUUUGGGACAAGCAAUGUAGUUUUUAUAUAUAUCAAUCAAUUAUAUUGUCUGUUCAUGGAUAAACAUAUAUACAUAUACAGUAUAUAUAUGACAAAUAUUUAUUUGUAUGACAUUGACAAGUGACUUAA